Molecule: messenger RNA, 2308 nt
Organism: Mercurialis annua (annual mercury)
Lineage: Eukaryota; Viridiplantae; Streptophyta; Magnoliopsida; Malpighiales; Euphorbiaceae
Product: WEB family protein At2g40480
Exons: 2
Coding region: 411-2114 (567 amino acids)
Source: RefSeq, a predicted model, not a curated record
AAUAUAGCUCCACCUGAAUAAAAAUUAAAUUAAGAACCAACAUAACAAAUUUAGACAGACAGACUGAGUCAUCUUUUUCAUUCUUUAUUUCUUUCUGCAUGCAAAACCCUAAUCAAUGGCACAUUUCAAUUCUCACUUUACUUUUUCCUCACCAACAAUUCAAUCAUACCGUCCCCUUUUCACUUUACUUUUAUCACAACCGCAAAUUACGGUCAACAAUGUAAUAACUCAGUGGAAUGCGGACUCGGAUUGACUCGCUCCUUUUUGUGGUCCGAGUCACCAACUCGGACCACCUCCACCAUCAUUCCAACAAAAAUUAUGAAUUUUCACUUUUAUAUUUUGACCCUUUAUAAACCCAUUUCCCAAACCAUUCACUGACUCCAUUCUUUUAUAUUUUGGAUCUUUUUCUUAUGGAUCCGGAUUUAGUUACUGAACCGGUUCCGGGUACGCCCGGAAUUAGAGAAGUCCGGCCUGAUAUAGGACUGGGGAGGUUUGGGAUUUGUGAUCAACAGAAUGUGGCUAAUCAGGGAAGCAGGACAGUGGGAUUGAGAGGUGAGAUUGACACGUCAGCUCCUUUUGAGUCGGUUAAGGAGGCUGUGACCCGUUUUGGUGGAAGCGGGUCUUGGAUGCCUUAUUACAAGGUCUUUGAGGAGAUUGAUAUAAAGAAAGUGGAGGAACAGGCAGCAGAAUUAGAGAAAGAUCUCAUUGUGAAAGAAUUAGAGGCACUAGAUGUUCUUGAAGAGCUCGGAACAACGAAAAGAAUCGUUGAAGAGUUAAAGCUGCAGCUACAGAAAGAGGCGCUAAGAUGCAUGGCGAUCCCGGAUGAGAAUACGUCGAGUCCUGCUAUUAUCAAAGAAAUGAACAAGGAAAACUAUAGCAUUCAUGUCAGCAAUCGAGUCCGAGAGCAGAGGAUAGGAAGUUUGAGCCCCUGUCCUUCGUCUUCUCCUGACAUGAUUUUGAUGGAAUUGAAGCAAGCGAAAUUGAACCUCGGUAAAACUAUUAAUGAUCUUGGAGUGAUUCAAACUUCCGUUGAGUCUUUGAAUAGGAAAAUGAGGAAAGAGAAAACGUUUCUUCAGAAAAUGCGAGUGAGGCUAACGUCGAAAUUUGCAGGGGUGUUGUCUCUGGAGGAGGAGCUCAAACAAGCGAGAGUGAAGCAGCAUAUUUCUGAGAAUGCAGUGACUGAUUACAAGGCUGAGCAGUUAAAGAAAAUGGCUGCCGCUGAAAAGGCGGAAGUUUCAAAAGCAAUGUUGGCAAAUGAACAAACUAAGUCUAACAUAAAGACUGCUGAAUUGAGAUUGCUUGCAGCUAAAAAAAUGGAGGAAGCUGCAAGAGCAGCAGAAGCUGUUGCAAUAGCCGAAAUCAAGGCACUAUCAGGAAAUGAAACCUUGUCGGGUUUUGUACUUCCAGAGCCGGAUAAAGUAGCUUCAUUUGAUGCACGAACUCCACUUACCCCUACAGCACAAAAGGCUGAGGGGAUUGCCAAGAAAGUAGAGGCUGCCCGGCUACAAAAACGCGAAGAUAUCACUAAGAUGUCUAUUUUGGGGAAAUUGAGGGAAGCAGCGGAAGAAGUUAAACAAAGUAAACAAGCCUUGGAAGAAGCAUUAAACAAAAUCGAAAUGGCAAAUCGAAAGCAAUCAGCUGCUGAAGAAGCUAUUCGGAAAUGGAUACCAGAGAAUAAUCAGGACGAGCAAGCAGCAUACUAUGCUACUCGGUUCAGCAAUUUUCAUUUGCAUCAAUCGAAUAACGGUCAAGAUUCUCCAUUUCGAUUUAAUGAAAUGAAGGAAUCAAAUCUAGUGAGUGAUGAUCCAAAGCCUGUUUUAAGAUCGACAGUUUCCAUGCGGGAUGUACUAAGUAAAAAGCAAGUUUUGUCGGAAGAAUAUGCAACGGAAAGACCAGCAGAAGUGCGCGUAGAACGACAGAAGGUAGCAUUGAGUCAAAUGCUACACGAACUUCGAGAGGAUCUAACGUUUCAUCCGAGAGCAGAGAAAGACGGAAGUGGUGAUCAGAAACAAUGGUUUGCACAUAGGAGAAAGUUCGGGUUCAUUCACAUAUCAUUGCCUAUGACAAAACCUAGUAAGAAAAAGAUGCAAGAUUUCAAUAAUGUGAUGCACUAAUGUAUAAUGUAUAAUCAUGGCUGUGUAGUAGUAUUUUCUUUUUCUUUGUUUUCAUUGGAUUGAUAUUGAGUUAUUAUAGUAAUAUUGUUUAUGGUCUUGAGGUUUUGUUUAGAUACUAUUUUUUGUAAAGAUAUAUUGGCUUGGCCUUUGGUUUCUAUGUUCUAAUGUAUUUCAGCAAUUAAUUUCUUGGUUUA